Messenger RNA from Candida dubliniensis CD36, 2565 nucleotides. RefSeq names its product dynamin-related GTPase (gene DNM1). Gene Ontology annotation, molecular function: microtubule binding; GTPase activity; GTP binding. Gene Ontology annotation, cellular component: mitochondrion; microtubule; membrane. Gene Ontology annotation, biological process: peroxisome fission; mitochondrial fission. The transcript has a single exon. Bases 1 to 2565 code for a protein of 854 amino acids. NCBI's taxonomy places the organism in Eukaryota, Fungi, Ascomycota, Pichiomycetes, Serinales, Debaryomycetaceae. The record is from RefSeq and is a predicted model, not a curated record.
AUGUCAUUUCAAGAUCUCAUACCAGUAGUCAAUAAACUACAAGAUAUAGUUACUACCACUCAAGUAUCUGAUAUUGAUUUACCCAUUUUAGCUGUUGUGGGAUCUCAAUCUUGUGGUAAAUCUUCGGUAUUAGAAAAUAUUGUUGGUAAAGACUUUUUACCUCGAGGCACUGGGAUCGUUACUAGAAGACCAUUGGUAUUACAAUUGAUUAAUGUUAGUGAAGAUGAUCCUAUUGUUACAAAAGUCCCCGCUCAACAACUGCAGCAGCAACAGCAACCACCACAACAACAACUGCAGUAUACUGAUUCACUGGAUGAGAUCAACUUGGAAGAUCAUUUGAGAAAAAUGAACGGUAGUACUAGAGGUAAGAAACCAUCUGCUGAAUGGGGUGAAUUCUUACAUAUCCCUAAUAAACGAUUUUAUAAUUUCAAUGAUAUUAGAAGAGAAAUUGAGAAUGAAACUUUAAGAAUUGCUGGUCAAAAUAAAGGUAUCAGUAGAUUACCAAUCAAUCUCAAGAUUUAUUCACCUAAUGUAUUGAAUUUAACAUUAGUGGAUUUGCCAGGUUUAACCAAGAUUCCUAUUGGUGAUCAACCAACUGAUAUUGAAAAACAAACUAGAAGUUUAAUUUUAGAAUAUAUUUCCAAACAAAAUUGUAUUAUAUUGGCAGUAUCUCCUGCUAAUGUUGAUUUGGUCAAUUCUGAAUCUCUUAAAUUGGGAAGACAAGUUGAUCCUACUGGGAAAAGAACUAUUGGGAUUUUAACAAAAUUGGAUUUAAUGGAUCAAGGUACUAAUGCAUUAGAUAUUUUGAAGGGGAAUGUUUAUCCAUUGAAAUUAGGAUUUAUUGGUAUUGUUAAUCGUUCACAACAAGAUAUUUCUGAACAUAAAUCUUUAGAUGAAUCUUUAUUUGAUGAACAACAAUUUUUCGCUAAUCAUCCAGCUUAUAAAACCAUGGCUAAAAGAUGUGGUACAAAAUAUUUGGCCCAAACUUUGAAUAAGAUUUUAAUGAAUCAUAUUAGAGAAAGAUUACCUGAUAUUAAGGCAAAAUUAAACACUUUGAUUGGUCAAACAGAACAUGAGUUGGCUUCUUAUGGUGAUGGGUUUGGUUUUGGUGAUUCCAAAGAAGCUCGUGGAGCCAUGGUAUUAACUUUAAUGACAAAAUUUGCUAAUUCAUUUGUUGGAUCUAUUGAAGGUACAGCUGUUAAUGAAACUGCUGCAAGAGAAUUAUGUGGUGGGGCCCGAAUUUAUUAUAUUUAUAAUGAAAUUUUUGGUUCUCAAUUGGCAUCAAUUAAUCCAACCCAUAAUUUGUCUAUUCAUGACAUCAGAACGGCAAUUAGAAAUUCUACUGGGCCUCGACCUUCAUUAUUUGUUCCAGAAUUGGCUUUUGACAUUUUAGUUAAACCUCAAAUUAAAUUAUUAGAAGCUCCAGCACAUAGAUGUGUUGAAUUGGUUUAUGAAGAAUUGAUGAAAAUUGUUCAUAAUGUUUGUUCAGCCGAUAUUGGUAAUGAAAUGAGUAGAUAUCCCCGUUUACAAAAUAAAUUAAUUGAAGUUGUCAGUGAUUUAUUGAGAGAAAGAUUAGGACCAACUAUUAAAUAUGUUGAAUCAUUAAUUGAAAUCAACAAGGCAUAUAUUAACACCAAUCAUCCUAAUUUUGUGGGGGCUGCUAAAGCUAUGAGUAUUGUUGUUGCCGAACGUCAAAAGCAAAAGGAAUUGGAACUGUCUAGUAGAUUGAGAUUAGCCAGUGAAAGAAUUUUAAAUAAGAAAAAUCAUGAUUAUGAUGAAGAAGACGAAGAUAAAGAAAAUCAACAAGAAAUGAAUAAUAAUGAGGAAGAAGUGGUUGAAGAUCUUGAAGCUGAUAUCAAAUCGGUUGAUGAUGAAAUACCCAAAUCAAAUCGUCGACGUGCAGCAUCUACAAGAACUUAUUCGGUAAGAUCAGAAUCAACUUCAGGACAUUAUCAUCAUGGUCAUCUUCAUCAACAAUCCUCUUCAAGUUAUUUGAAUUAUUUCCUUGGGAAAGAUCCUGUGGUUCAUCAACAACAUUUACAAACUCAAGCCCAAUUGAAUCCAACUCCAUUCAAAUUCCCUGCCCCACAAGAAGCCACUUCAUUACAAUUUAAUACUACUUUUAUAAAUAGCAAUAAUACCUCCACCACUACUCCAAUUAAUGCUACUACUACUAACAAUUUUAAUUCCAAUUUACCUGAUGAAUUUGGCAAUAAAUUAGCAUUAUCUGAUUCCACUGUAAGUUCAUUUGAAUCGGAUGAAUUGAUCCAUGAAUUGAGUGAACGUGAACAAAUGGAAUGUGAAUUAAUUAGACGAUUAAUUAUUUCUUAUUUCUGUAUUGUUAGAGAAACCAUUCAAGAUCAAGUACCUAAAGCCAUCAUGUGUUUAUUAGUGAAUCAUAUUAAACAAGAAAUUCAAAAUAGAUUGGUGGUGAAAUUAUAUAAUGAAAAUAUGUUUGAUGAAUUAUUACAAGAAGAUGAGACUAUUCAAGCUGAACGUGAAAAAUGCAUAGAAUUAUUGAAAACAUAUAGAGAAGCAUCUGAUAUAAUUAGUGAAGUCUUUUAA